AUGGCCCGCACGGAGACGGUGAAGGCCUCGCCUUCCGACACCGACGGGGAGACGGAGAAGGCGCCGCCCGCGGCCUCGGGGUUGCGGCGGGGCCGCAUGCUGCACGGCCUCGAGGUCGCCCUCGUGGUGGUUGGCCAGUGGGCUGGCUACCUGGUGAAACCUCUCAACAAGAAGGAUGGUUCCAGCUUCAAGUGCGGUCUCUGCGCCCACGAGAGCACGGACCCGAGCCCGUGCCCCCAGGCGAGUAACGAGGACGAGUUCGGCGGAUACUGGCCGCGGAAGUACCGCGCCGACCAUGCCAGCAUGAUCCGCCAGGCCACGGGCUAUUUGUGCCUGGUUUGCAAGGCGGUGCUCUUGGACCCCCACUUGCCUGGCGGCGAGAAGAAGCCGCUGAAGGAGUACAUCAAGUGGGCGCGCCAGGAUGCGGGCCGGGCGCAGACCGCGCGGCUCAAGAUGGAUGCGCACGUCCAGAGCCAGGCGGGGAAGGACCCAGAGAAGCGCCGCCGCAUGUCCAGGCAGGCCGCGGGAGACAUCCAGCAGGCUCGCCAGGUAUCUUCCGUCAAGUCGUCCGGGCGUCGCCUGUCUGCGAACUGGCAUCAAGCCUGCCCCGUGAGCAAGUGGCGCGAGGCUUCCCCUGAGACGCCGCUGCCCACGGACCCGAAUUGUCGCGGCGAGGAACUCAUCGACGGCGCCUGGCAGGAGGUUGUAUAUGUCAUGCAGGACGGCGCGCAGAAGUUCUUGUACGACAUCGCGGACUACGACGAUCGCAAGGUGGAGCGCGCGGAGAUCGGCGCAGCAGAGAGCGCGCCGUCGGAGGGGCGCCAGUCCGACUCUCCCGCGAGCGACGAGGACGCCGAAGAGACGGAUCUCGUGGCCGCGGCGCUGUCGGGCCUGCGGGGCACGGCCCGCGCCGCCAAGCCCGCGCCCAAGGCUGCGACCAAGCCGCAGGCCAGACCACCAGCCCUGACGACCGGGGGGGCCACGUCCGGGCGCGCUGCCCAGACAGCCGAGAGGCCUGCCGCCGAAGGGGUUGCCACGCCCGCAGCCGUUGCCCCUUCGAACUGCGCCGCGCCCUCGGCGCAGGCGCCGCCGCAGAGGUCAGCCGCCCGCGCCCCUGCUCAGCCGGCCGCGCCCUCGGCGCAGCCAGCCGACGGCAGCGGCGCCAGUUCGCCCUUGGCGACCCCGCAGCGCUCGGGCCGGAGCCAGCCAGGGAAGAAGCGUGGCAGCGGCGGUUCGUGGGCCGCGCCCCUGCGCGCCCAGCCGCCCGACGACUCCGACGAGGGCGGCGAGCAGCCGGACGAGCCAGCACCUCUCGAGGACGGCUCCGCGGCGAAGAAGAGCAGGCGGAAGCCCCUCGAAUUCAGCCUCACAGCGGCCGGCAGGAAACUCAAGGGCGAGGCCGACACGCUCUUCAACACGUUCCGGGAGUGUUACAAAUUGCUCGACUUCAGCGGAGAUGUGGACCUGUCCACGAAGGAGGGGAGAGCCGACUUCAAGGCCGCGGCUUUUGAGCAGGCGGCAGCCGCAGAGAGCGCCAUCCACGCGGGGGAGAUCCCGGAUGACGGCGCGCAGGCGCUGCAGAUCAACAUGGCAUGGCUGGCGCGCUCAGAGGAGGCGCUGGCCGCGUCAGCGCGGGUCGUCAAGGCUGCUGUGAGCGAGAAGCCAGGGAACACCGAGACUCUCCUGAAAGACACCGAGAUCGCCGCGGCGGAGGACAUCGCGUUCGGCGUGCCGUACCAUAUGCAGUUCAGGAGCUGGAAGGCAGACGAGGCUAUCAAGCGCUGCGAUUGGCUACAGCUGAUGUCCCUGUUGGAAAGCGGCGCUGCAGAUGGCGCGCCCUCGGCAGAUCUCGCGACGACGACCCUCGAGCGAGUCGGCACGGGCCUGAUUUCGACCGUCGCGAAGUCGGACGCCAAGAAGGGAGGCGGAUCGUUUGCUGCCGUGGUUGCCUUCGCUGGCGCCGCGCGGCAUGCUCUCCAGCGGGCCCCCGCCGACCCUGCGCGGCCCGUGUGGGAGGCGGAGCCGAAGGGUCAAAUCCAAGUUCUCCGGGCAGUGUCGCGCGCGAGCGCUGCCCCGCUGACUGAGGUGGGGGACGCGCUGGAGGCGCCCCCGCAGCUGGAGGGGGCCUUGGGCGUCGCUUCGAACGCGAGCCCGGGCGGCAAAGUCCUCGUUGGUUGGGCGGAGUCGGCCAUGAAGAAGCGGCCCCACGUGGAGGCCGCUCUCCAGUGCGCCCAGGCUGCCCGGGAGCUCUUCGCGCAGGUGACGGGCCACGCCGCCGGGGAACAGUGGCAGAAUUGGACCGAGGAGGUGUCGCGUGCCUGCAAGAAGCAGAAGGAGGCCUUGUCCAAGGCGGGCGCGCUGCAGGAGGAGCUCCUGACUGCCGCGUGCGUCGAGCGGCUGGAGUUGGAGCACGGCUGGUCGACCGUCGAGGAGUGGGCGCCUGAUGGCAUCAAGGGCCCCCACGAGACCGCCUUCGGGGCAUUGAAGAAGAUCGCCGACAUCGCCGCGUACAGCCGUCUCGACGUACCUGGGAUGAAGCAGCCAGUGAAGACAGCCAAUCGGUUGUGCGACCUCUUGAAGGAGAGCCCCGAGGCGUUGUUGAAGGUCUCUGGCGUGACAGUGUCUGCGGAAGACAACGUAGAGGGGCUGCAGUCGCUGUUCUCCCUCGCGCUGGGCACGGCGGCGCGCGCGCGCAGGGCCUUGGGCCACAGCGUUCUGGCCAGAGCCAAGGGUGCAGCAGAACAGUCUCUGAAGCGCGUGGACUCGGCGGCGUGGCAACGGAAGGGAUUGCAGGUCUUCUUGAAUAUCUCCAAGCUGCUUAGCGCGGAGCCGCCCGAGGACACCUGGAAGGAAGCCGGCAUGGGGCUGCGCAGCGUCGCGGCCGUCGCCGACGCCAAGGAGCUUGCCGAGCAGGCCGGGGGCGAGCUGAACCUGGAGCUGUGGGAGAACGCGAGCGACGCCGUGCGCCAGCUCGGCAAGGAGCUGCACGCGCAGGCCGUGCCAUGGCUGGAGAAAGUCGCGCAGGAGCGGGCUGAACGCUCCGUCAAGCGGUUCGACGCCGAGCCAGCCGUGCGCGCCGCGAAGGAGCUUCUGGAGAGGAGCCCCAUCCCCGAGACGCUGGAGGAAGCGGCCGAGUUCUUAAAGGUUGUCGGUGGCACCGUGGACAUGCCGGAGACCUUCGGCGGCAAGGGUGGGAAGAUGGUUGAUGCUGUCAACAAGGUGAUCGGUGGCUUCUCUCUCAUAAAGGAGGUGUACCGCGACCCCCAGCUGGAGUCGCAGGUGGACUCCAUGACGUCACAGUUGCGACAGCGGCUCUUCCUGGUCGCCUGGUGCGCGAACGUCACGUCGUCGAUUUGGGAGGCGAAAGGGCAGUCGAGGAUUCUGACCCAGCAGAAGCAGAAGGUCCGCGAUGCCAUGAAGAACCUCAUCAGGGUCGCAGUGGAGCCUGACAAGAUGAAGGAGGAGUUCCCCGCGCUCGAGGGCCGCCUGAUCCCCGAGAUCCUUCUGAACGCGGGGAAGGCGAUCCUCGCCGGCCGCGCAGUGAACGGGGAGGGCGAGGCGGAGGGCGCCAGCGGUGCAGCAGACAGCGCGCCUGGGAGCGCCGCCGGCGGCACUGACCAGAAAGGGUGCGCCCGGGCUGGGCCCGGGGCCGCCAAGAGGGCCAGGGUGGGCGACGCGGCGUCGUUUCCAAAGGCGACGCCGCAUUCCCCAGCGGUUCUGGCGGCGAAGAGAGCCAGCAUUGGCGGCGCCCCUGUGUGCAAGUCCGCUUGCAAGGCCGCGUAG
Prorocentrum cordatum is the source of this 3783-nucleotide messenger RNA. The record is from the annotation of a GenBank genome assembly. NCBI's taxonomy places the organism in Eukaryota, Dinophyceae, Prorocentrales, Prorocentraceae.